This is a messenger RNA of Mesorhabditis belari, 390 nucleotides long. Lineage: Eukaryota; Metazoa; Nematoda; Chromadorea; Rhabditida; Rhabditidae. The record is from the annotation of a GenBank genome assembly.
AUGAACGGACGGAUGGACGAAUGGACGGAUGGACGGACGGACGGAUGGACUGAUGGAUGGACGGAUGGACGGAUGGACGGACGAAUGGACGGAUGGACGAAUGGACUGAUGGAUGGACGGAUGGACAAACGGACGGAUGGACAAACGGACGGAUGGACAAACGGACGGAUGGACAAACGGACGGAUGGACAAACGGACGGAUGGACGGACGGACGGAUGGACAAACGGACGGAUGGACAAACGGACGGAUGGACAAACGGACGGAUGGACAAACGGACGGAUGGACAAACGGACGGAUGGACAAACGGACGGAUGGACGGACGGACGGAUGGACUGAUGGAUGGACGGAUGGACAGAUGGACGGACGAAUGGACGGAUGGACGAAUGGAC